Molecule: messenger RNA, 951 nt
Organism: Penicillium digitatum Pd1
Lineage: Eukaryota; Fungi; Ascomycota; Eurotiomycetes; Eurotiales; Aspergillaceae
Product: SDR family oxidoreductase
Source: RefSeq, a predicted model, not a curated record
AUGGGCCGCUCUCUAGUCAAAACCGCCCUCGCGAACAAUGACCUCGUAGCAGCUGUCGGACGCACAUACGAGAACAGCCCCGCAGCAAUGAAAGAGCUCGAAUCAGCAAAUUGCAUCGGACUCCUAUGCGACGUACGAGCGCGCGAGACCGUGAAACGCGUUAUCGACCAAACAAUAUCCCACUUCGGCCGAAUCGACAUACUCGCAAAUUGCUCCGGCUACGGCGUCAUCGGCGCCUGCGAAGACCAAGAUGAAUUCGACAUCCGCAAUCAAUUCGAAACAAACUUCACAGGAACUCUGAACAUGAUCCAGCUAUCUUUGCCGCAUUUCCGUCAGCGGCGAGCGGGGAGAUAUCUCAUUUUCAGUUCGACGUCUGGUGCACUUGGUGUGCCGGGGCUCGGACCAUACUGUGCUUCCAAAUACGCUGUCGAGGGCUUGAUGGAGAGUAUGUUGUACGAGGUGGAUAGUUUUAAUAUUAAGGGUACGCUUGUUGAGCCGGGGCAUAUGCGGAGGGAUGAUAUUGGGGAUAUGGUUUCGCCGUCUGCGCAGGCGCCGGACCCAUCUGAAUAUCAGCUUUCGGCGCCUUUGCCGCUCUAUGGUCAUUUUUUAGUGAAGCCGCCCAGUGAGCCGUAUGAUACGACUACGUCUCCAGCGGCGCAUGCGCGACGGAUGCUUAUGUGGCUUGGGGACAAGCAGCCGGCUAGUGCGGUUAAGGCGGCGCAUUUGGUUUGGCAACUUGGGCAUUGCUCUUACCCGCCGUUGAGGUUGAUUCUAGGUACAUAUGCUGUUGAGAGUGUGCGGGAUCGGUUGAAGUGUAUCAUUGAGGAGAUUGAAGAUUGGAAAUAUCUUAGUUUCCCGAUGGGUGAGACGCAACUGCCGGCUGGAGCGGGGCGUGAGAGAUCUUCUUUUCAGGAGGAAGCCGAAGGAGGGAGUGAAUUGGGCAAUGGAUGA